GGAAUAAUUAUCGCACUUUUGGUUUUCACGGUAUCUUUAAUAUAUUUUCUUAGAAAUCGGAUUGUGUUCCAAAGGAUGAUACGAUUAAAUUUUGAUGAAACAUUAAAAAAAUGUGAAAGCCCAGGAUGUGUCAGAUGCAGUAUGUACGACAAAGUUUUGACAGAUGCUACACAUCGUUUAGAAGAUAUGUAUCAACUCGAGACAAAUAAUCACGAUUUGCAACGGAUAAAGAAUUCACUUAAAAAGAAUAUUCCUACAAAUUCUUCACAGAAACCAGAAGUAUUUUACCUAAAUGGUUUGACAGUUAUGCCAUGGUGGACCUCUAGCUUUCACUUUGCAGGUGAUGUGGAAAAAUUAGAAAAUAAUUUCAAGAUGAUUUGUGAAGAAUUUUAUAAGGUGAACUCAAAUCCCUGUGCCUUAUGGAAAGUCAACAACACUCCUGACGGUCAGUGGAAAGUUUUACACUUGGUAAACCAGGGUAAAGUGCAAAGGAACAUGGUAGAUUUGUGUCCAAAUACAUUCAAUAUUGUCUCCUCUCUUCCCUCUGUCAUGACUGAAAAUGUGUUUGCAAAUAUUGCUUUCUCUGUUAUCGAACCAGGAACAGUAAUUACUGAACAUUAUGGUCCCACAAACAUCAGACUAAGGUGUCAUUUAGGUUUAGUAACACCAAAGAGUUGUCGUUUGUGUGUGGCUGGAUCUUGCAGUCAGUGGAGACAGGGUGCAUGUCUCCUAUUUGAUGAUGCCCAUCUCCACAGUGUAGUGCAUGAGGGAGAUCAAGACCAAUGGAGAGCUGUACUGAUUGUAGAUCUCUGGCAUCCAAAUGUGACUAGAUCAGAGAGAUCCAUCAUCAACAAAAUUUUCAAAUUGGAUUAAAAUAUAUCAGAAAAUACUUGAACUGCAUUGUUUUGUUAGUUGUAAGUUGCUGGUAACAAUUCACUUCAGAAACACUGUAGGAAUUUGACCUUUGACUUUAUGCUGUGAUUUUGAUUUUCAGA
This is a messenger RNA of Ylistrum balloti, 995 nucleotides long. RefSeq names its product aspartate beta-hydroxylase domain-containing protein 2-like. NCBI's taxonomy places the organism in Eukaryota, Metazoa, Mollusca, Bivalvia, Pectinida, Pectinidae. The coding region runs from base 76 to 873 and encodes 265 amino acids. The record is from RefSeq and is a predicted model, not a curated record. The transcript has 2 exons.